Messenger RNA from Hydra vulgaris (swiftwater hydra), 1544 nucleotides. RefSeq names its product stabilizer of axonemal microtubules 1. Gene Ontology annotation, molecular function: microtubule binding. NCBI's taxonomy places the organism in Eukaryota, Metazoa, Cnidaria, Hydrozoa, Anthoathecata, Hydridae. The record is from RefSeq and is a predicted model, not a curated record. Gene Ontology annotation, cellular component: sperm flagellum; ciliary basal body; cytoskeleton.
AUAGCAACGGAAUUUUUUUACUACUUAUAAGCAUUAAGUUUAUAAAAGAAUGAUUUAGUUUUUUUAUGAAGAACAACCAUGAAAUGUAUUUGUCAAAUAUGCUCUUGCGGAAGGCAUCGCUGUCUUCAUUACAUUCCUUCACGUCUUCGUAAGCAACAAACACAGCCAUGUAUAUUAACAACGGAGUAUUCAGAAGAAUAUAUGAGGAGCUCACCAAAUGCUCGCCAAACAAUUACUCGUCCUUCAGAUCAUUUACGUCCUGGCGGUGAACAUGACCACAAAACUACUACUCAUGAAACAUAUUUGCCCCAUCAAGUUAAAGGUCGAGUUUUGAUACGUGUUAAAGAUCAAAUUGAAACUCCGAGUGAGGAAAUGCAGAAAGAUUCAGAGUAUAAACUAAAGUAUAAAGUAAAUGGAAGAGGUGAGACCGCGCAUUAUCAGAGAAAUCGUAAAACUCAGCUUUAUGAUAGUAACGGUGAGCCAAUAGAUCAGUCUGUAAUGAAAAAUGAUUAUGUUCCUAGAAAGAAUUGGGUAAAACCUGUAAAACAUGGUCCUAAAGAUAAUUUAAAUCCAGUAGCAACUCCGUUUGAUUCUAGGACAACAAAUCAAGAAGAUUUUACUCAUCAUAAAGACGUCCAAAAAUCUCGUGUAAUUAGGCGGUCUGACGACGCUUUGAAAAGCAACGAUCCAUUUGAUGGUGACACUACUAACAGUGCGACGUACAAAAAAUGGGAUGUUCCAAGACAAAAAUCCGGCAGGCCCUUGUCUAGUUUAAGGCCGCGAUCUGGUAAAGUCGACUAUCAUACAACAACCGAUAGUUAUUUUCAGUUCGGUGAAAAAAAUGAAAGAACAAAAGGCGUACGACCGAAGUCUAAUCUUGGACGAAAAGAUGGACAAUUUGAAAGUGAUACUACAUACAGUAAGAAUUAUCUGCCGCAUAGCAUGACAGGUAGAGCAAUGAGACAUAAAACAGCUAAAUGGGAAUCGCCUAAAACUCCAUUUGAUGGUACGACUGAAUCUACUGAAAACUACAGAGCGCAUACUGCUCAACCUUUGCGAUUUUCUAAAAGACAAAGUAAUCUUCGAUCAGACGAAGCGCCGUUUGAUUCAACAAGUUUGUAUACAGAUGAGUAUGGAUACAAAAAACUUCCGGACUGCCAGUCAGCAAAGAUAGUCAAUAGUAAUUUUGAUGGCUAUAAAAUUUACGAUGAUUUCAAUUCAGGACAUAGAUUUUUAGCAAAGAUAGAACAAACCGAGCAAGACAUAAAUAAAAUUAAUAUUGGCGGUGGAUCGGCACCUCUUCCUCCUAUCUCAUCGCAAGAUUUUUAAACUAAGUAUAAGAAAAUUAUAUAUAAAUGAAUAGUUACAUUUUUUUUUCAUUAUUAUUAUUUUUUCAAUAUUGCACUCAAUUUAACUUUUAUAAUGUAAUAAAUUAUUACGUCAUCUAAAAUAUGUUAAAUUAUUUAAAUAAUUUGAUCUAUUUUGACAUUAAAUUCUAAACAUCUAUUGUGGUUCAUUAAUUUUUAAUAGAAUUUCACUGGCUA